AUGCAGUGUUCUACUGAAUGCGGCAGUGGGACUCAGCAGAGAGAAGUCAUUUGUAUUAGGAAAACGGAAGGUAAUUUUGAUGUGUUGAACCCUCAUGAAUGUUCAUAUUUGGAAAGACCUCCCAGUCAGCAAUCCUGCCACCUCAAACCCUGUGGUGCAAAGUGGUUUCAUACAGAAUGGAGCACGUGUUCCAAAUCCUGUGAAGGAGGAUUCCGGGUUCGAGAGGUGCGAUGUCUGUCAGAUGACAUGACACCCAGUACUCAGUGUGAUCCACAGCUUAAACCUGAAGAAAAAGAACCAUGUAACACACAAGAUUGUAUCCCAGAAAUAGAUGAGAACUGUAAAGACAAAUACUACAACUGCAAUGUGGUUGUUCAGGCUCGGCUGUGUGUUUACACCUACUACAAAACAGCCUGUUGUGCAUCCUGUACACGUGUGGCAAAUCGACAGUCGGGAUUUCUAGGACGCAGAUAACAAAUACUCUCCUACCCAAAGCAGCAAUAUCUGCCUUCAGAUGGAGCUUGAACAGUGUUACUGUUUUGAUCACAGCAGGUUCUUCCUUCAUAAGAAGAUGGUUUUUAUAUUGCUGAGCACAUCAAGACUGGUUAAAUCUCACACCCUUUCAGUUACACCUAAUAUGCAGUUACAUAUGUUUUUAAAUGUUUGCUGUGAAACCAUGAUCUUUUUAAAGAAGUAUUUUUAAUGAUACUAUUCUUUGCACCUGUUCAUCAGAUAAUCAUUUAAAGAACCUACCAACCAACCUUAAUAUUGAGGAGUUAAUGAAAAGAAAUCAGUCGUAGGCAAUUAUUGAAGAUAUUUGAUCAGUGUGGAUGCAGCUGCUGCAUUAUUUCCUGAGUGUUUACUCUUGCUUGGUAUUUUGGACUGACGUAAAUUAGAACAAAUCAAUGAAACAUGCACAUCAGAAGAAUUACUUCACAAAAAGCCAGUCUCAUGAAGAACCAUUCAUGAUCAGUUUCGUAGCACCCUAAUGUAUGUUUUAAUUACUUCAGUCCAUGCAUAAUAAAUUAUUGUUAAGGUCUCUCAGUUGUACUUUUAACUAAUUCSUGUCCUCUAGCAACAACUAUAUGCACAGCUGACUGCCAAGAAGUGCCUUCAUGUUUAAUUCAUAAAGUUUAGAAGUUACACUUUUCUAAUUUUGUAUGGAUUUUAAAAGCAAUAUAUUAUCCACCAGAGUGCCGCUAGUGUCCAGACUUUUAAGACUUUAGCAACUGCUACUGACGGUGAGUUUGAGAUUUAAAGGUGAGGAAUCUUUGCUAGUAUUAAAGAAAAAAGGUGAUCGUUACUAUCAGCAAAAUCUCUGUCCUGCAAGAUAGUUAUUUCAGUGAACUGGUAUCUGGCCUAACAGCUUAUCUCUGCACAGUUGCUUGAGAACCACCAUCUGAGAUCAUCUACUCUGGAUACAUCACCGAGUAGUUUCAAAACCAGACAAAAGCUGUAGAUCUCUGUGUGUGUUAAUGGUCUGUUACUCUACUACUAGUAUCUACUCUAGUAUCAGGAUGCAGUAAGUAUGACGGUGCUUGCUGAGCAUCUGUAAUUAGGAGAUCUUAACUAUUUUACAGAUUUUGUUGCAAUUGUUACAGCAU
Molecule: messenger RNA, 1604 nt
Organism: Nothoprocta perdicaria
Lineage: Eukaryota; Metazoa; Chordata; Aves; Tinamiformes; Tinamidae
Product: thrombospondin type-1 domain-containing protein 4-like
Exons: 3
Coding region: 1-474 (157 amino acids)
Biological process (GO): extracellular matrix organization
Cellular component (GO): extracellular matrix
Molecular function (GO): metalloendopeptidase activity
Source: RefSeq, a predicted model, not a curated record